This is a messenger RNA of Hyla sarda, 2141 nucleotides long. RefSeq names its product STEAP3 metalloreductase (gene STEAP3). Gene Ontology annotation, biological process: copper ion import. Lineage: Eukaryota; Metazoa; Chordata; Amphibia; Anura; Hylidae. The transcript has 6 exons. Gene Ontology annotation, cellular component: plasma membrane; endosome. Bases 321 to 1772 code for a protein of 483 amino acids. The record is from RefSeq and is a predicted model, not a curated record. Gene Ontology annotation, molecular function: ferric-chelate reductase (NADPH) activity; cupric reductase (NADH) activity.
CACGUGCUGCAGGAAACACCCCGCCCCCUCCGAGAGCACGUGCGUGUCCUUACCCUCCCCACCCGUGACCUCAAAACUUCACCCCGCCCUGGGAAUCAUGUGUCCAGAUCACCUGACAUCAGCUGUUGCGCAGUCAGGGGGGGGGCACAUACUUUUCUUGCACAGGGGCCUCUUCUUUAUGCUCCUCAUAUUGUGGACUUGUGUCCUAAUCUGAUGCCGCCCCUCCCGAUGUACACGCCCGUCACCAGAGCGCAGAGAUAAAGGGCGCAUCGCCCACAACCCAGUAUGAUCCCCAGCAACACCGAGGAGCCUCAUUGUGUAUGGUGAAAUCUGAAAUGGCGAAGCCGCUGCUGGGAAGUGAGAAUGACGAGUCGGCCGCCUCAAGAGCCCUGUUGUGUGGUGACACCAUUGGGAUUCUGGGCACCGGGGACUUUGCCCGAUCCUUGGCCGCUCGUCUCUUAUACUCUGGAUUUAAGGUCGUGGUGGGAAGUCGUAAUCCUAAGCGUAACGCGGCGCUCUUCCCUGCGGAUGCGGAGGUGACGGGGCAGGAGGAGGCUGUGAAACGUGCACAGCUGCUGUUUGUGGCCAUUUUCCGGGAACACUAUUCCACGCUGUGCGCGCUGUCAGACGCCUUGUCGGGGAAAACGCUGAUCGAUGUGAGUAACAACCUGGAGAUCAACGUGAGCCGAGAGUCCAACGCUGAGUAUUUGGCUUCUCUCUUCCCACAAUGCACAGUGGUCAAAGCCUUCAACGUGGUGUCCGCCUGGGCCCUGCAGGCCGGUCCGAAGGAUGGAAACAACCAGGUCUUGAUCUGCUCGGACAGCCCCGCCGCCAGAAGCCAUGUAGCCUCCAUAGGGCGCAGUAUGGGCUUUAUCCCGGUGGACAUGGGGGCGCUGUGUGCGGCUCGUGAAGUUGAGAACAUCCCCCUCCGCCUGCUGCCCCUCUGGAGGAUGCCCUGUGCGCUGGCACUUGGCCUCUUCCUCUUCUUCUACCUGUAUAACUUUGUGAGAGCCGUGCUGCACCCCUACCUGAUGGAGAACAAGAACAAGUUCUACAAGCUGCCGGUGGAGCUGAUGAACGUCACCGUGCCCUGUGUGUCCUACGUCAUGCUGUCCCUGGUGUACGCCCCGGGAGUCCUUGCCGCAGUUUACCAGCUGCACAAUGGCACCAAGUACAAGCGCUUCCCCAGCUGGCUGGAUGAGUGGAUGAUCCACCGGAAGCAGCUGGGGCUGGUCAGCUUCUUCCUGGCCGCUCUCCACGCCAUCUACAGCCUGUGUCUGCCCAUGAGGAGGUCGGCCCGCUACCAGAUCAUCAAUGAUGCCGCCAAACAGGUGAAGAACAACGUGACCAGCGCAUGGGUGGAGGAAGAAGUCUGGAGGAUGGAGAUCUAUGUCUCCCUCGGGAUCAUUGCCCUGGGAAUCCUCUCCCUCCUCGCCGUCUCCUCCCUCCCGUCUGUAGGCAACUCCUUAAACUGGAAAGAAUUCACCUUCAUCCAGUCUAAGCUGGGGUUUGCAGCGCUGGUGGUCGGAACCCUUCACACUCUCACAUUUGGCUGGCGACGAGCAUUCGAUGGGAGUCGCUACAAGUUUUACCUGCCGCCAACCUUCACCCUGACGCUGGUGCUGCCCUUCGUCAUCAUUUUGGCCAGGAUCAUCUUCCUCCUCCCUUGUUUCAACACAAAACUGAGGAAGAUCCGCAGAGGGUGGGAGAAGGACUCGUGUGUGAAGUUCACAGCGAUGGCUCCGAGCGAGGAAGGUUCUAGCAUUGUGUAAGUGAACGGCGCGACAUUCACCACCUCGGGGAGUCGCGCGCGCGCUCUGUGGCAGGACCGGGACUCUAUCUGCUCCUAUAAUGCUAGUAGCCGCUUCAUAUAGUGUUCCCGCCGCGGUGUACGCAGCUCCCCGACACGAAGAAAAUGGUGAAAGUAGUCACGACCGAAAUCUCAGGGAGAUCAGACUAUAGAACAGCACUACAGGCCAAAGAAAUCACCAACUACUACCUCCAAUAUGGUGUAAUGAUGUUUAUCACCAGCAGAUAAGAGAUGGGGGCCAUACUGUGAUGUCACCAGUGUCGCGUGAUGUCAUCAAUGUUUUCAUGCCCUGGUGUAUAGGGCAGUGUUUCCCAACCAGAGUGCCUCCAGC